UUCAAAAACAUCACCAAAGCUAUAAUUGAUUACCUCUCUCUCUCUCUCUCUCCAAGAAUCCAAAGCAACCUAACUCUUUCUCCCUCAUCAGCUUCAAGAAUGGCCAAAGUUCACCCUCUGCCUCUAUCUACUGAAUCUACUUCUUCUUCUCCUUCUUGUUGUUGCUCUAACUCCUCUGAUAAUUACUACACAACUUCAAAGAAAGAAACUUUUACCAUAUGGAUGAAAUCUCUUGUUAUGCAAACUAAUGGAUGCACUGUUUAUAAUGAAAAUGGUGAGAUCGUUUAUAGGGUUGAUAAUUAUGAUAAGAAAGGAAGCAGCGAGGUCUAUCUCAUGGAUCUUAAAGGCACAGUUCUCUUUACUAUUAGGAAAUUAUGGCUCUUUAGACAAUGGAAGGGUUAUAAAAGCGAUGGGUUGAAAUUAAAAGCUCAAAAGCCUUGCUUUCAAGUUAGAAAAAAUUCAAGAAUUUUAAAAGGAAGUUCAUCCUGUGAAAUUUCUAUUAGAUCUAGUAAUGGUUGCUACAAGUUAGAAGCUUCUACUGGAAAGUCAGCUUUCAAGAUUAUAAACAGAAAUGGAGGAUUAAUGGCUAAGGCCACAAGAAAGCAAACAUCAACAGGAGUAGUAUUAGGAGAUGAUGUACUAAAAUUGGUGGUAGAGCCUCAAGUUGAUCACUCCUUUAUUAUGGCUUUAGUGACUGUUUACGGAUUAAUACAUCACAGACUCUGAGCAGAGAGCAUUCCUCCAUAGUUCCUGUGUAUACAACGAUGUAGACAAAGAAUUUUUUUUUUUUUUUUCCCAUCUUCUUGUUUUGACUAUCAAAUUUUAACUAAUCUUAGGUUAUUUGAUAGAUUUUUCUCAUUUUUCUCGAAGAGUUAAUGUUUUUUUUCCCAUUUUCUUGUGUAAUACAGAGUUCAAAUAUAUAUGGCUCCAAUUUUGUAUUAAAAUUUAAAAUUAUAUUACAAUUCGAUCAAGUUUCAGUUCCUAUUGAAA
Molecule: messenger RNA, 990 nt
Organism: Jatropha curcas
Lineage: Eukaryota; Viridiplantae; Streptophyta; Magnoliopsida; Malpighiales; Euphorbiaceae
Product: protein LURP-one-related 4
Source: RefSeq, a predicted model, not a curated record